Artibeus jamaicensis (Jamaican fruit-eating bat) is the source of this 2245-nucleotide messenger RNA. It is a transcript of the gene CUNH1orf159, whose product is annotated as chromosome unknown C1orf159 homolog. The record is from RefSeq and is a predicted model, not a curated record. The transcript is spliced from 7 exons. The coding region runs from base 857 to 1468 and encodes 203 amino acids. Lineage: Eukaryota; Metazoa; Chordata; Mammalia; Chiroptera; Phyllostomidae.
CAGAAGCAAGCACCCUGGUUCCCGCCACCCCUCCUUAGCUUUGCCUUGUGCACCCUCGUUGUCACGGAGCUGCGCUGCACCUGCCUUUCCUCCUCCUGGUCAGGUUCCUGCAUCACCUCCCUUCCUGGGGAUGUGCCAUAGGCCUCUGACCGAGCUGGGGGCUCCUCCUGUUUGGCUCCUGCGACAGAGGCGGCACAAUUCCCGCACCUGUUUCCUGUGACGAGUUCUCAGUGCUGUGGGGCAGAUGCCUAGUGGAGGCGCCGCACGGGGCCUCCGGGACCCAGUAGCAGCUUCUGUCUGCAUUUCCUUGAGCUCACUGACCUGGACACCCGCCGCCCCCCCGCCCCGCCCGACUGCUUCGUGGCCCGAUCCUGCCUUUGCCUUUUCCCAAACUAUUGAGCUGUGAAGUCCUUCAUGCCUUCUGGAGACAGGCUCGUCAGAUGUGUCACCAUUGUCAUCUCCCAUCCUUUGACCUGCCUGUUCAUUUUCUUAAUGGCCUGCGGCCCUUUUAAAACUACCUUUAGAAAUUGUGGAGCAGUUUCGGGUUUCAGGAGAGCUGCGGGCAGCCCGAUGUUUCUGAACAGGGUACCGUGCUAACCCUGGUGCACUCGGCAAAACUCAGGAGCAGCACGGCUGCCGCCUCCAGCCCAGACGCAGACUGCCUGUGCUUCCUGCCCCUCCCUCUGCCCAGCCUGUGUCAGAGGCCACACUCUCCUUUGUCCCCCUGCUCUGUAGCAGUGUGUCAGCCCCUCCUGGGUCGGCAUGGCCGUGACUGCUUGCGGAGACUGCUCAGGUGUUGUGUUGAGCGUCCCUCACGUUGGACUUGUGUGUGUUCUUUGACCCUGAGCUCCGGGACAUGGCGCUCCAGCGCGCCGUCCUCCUGGCCGGCCUCCUGGUGGAAGUUGCCAGCAAAUCCUCAGAGAGUGUGGGCCAGCAGCCUGAGUGUUGUGUGGACGUGGUGGACACCAACACCACCUGCCCAGGCACGAGCCUGUGUGGCCCAGCUGCUGGCCAGGGCACACAGCCCCCUGUGAACAGGAACACAGGGACACCCGGGCAGCCAAGUCUCGGGGGCCCUCAAGUGGCAGCCUCCCUCCUCCUGGGGACCUUCUUCCUCAGCUCCAGCCUCAUCCUCUCAGUGGCUGGUUUUUUCUACCUCAAGCGCGCCAGUAAACUGCCCAGGCUCUGCUACGGAAGAAACAAAGGCCGCGAUGAUCCCCCCACCACAGUCCUCAGUGCGGAAGCCACGUUAUGUCAGGCGGGAGAGGCCCUCGGACAGGGGCACGGGCCCUGCUGCUGUCUCCUUGGUGGAGGCCCGGGUCAGCAACGUCUGACCCUGAGGCUCGCCUACAGCUCUGCACACCGCCGAGGAGGAAGCCGAGGAGGAAGCCGAGGAGGAGGCCCUGAACACAGGGCCAGGCUGUGUCCUGGGAGGGUUCUGCAUGGUCCUGGACUUGCCCCGGCCUAGCUCUCGUCUCCCAGCGACAGGCGCUGCUGAGCAGAAACCAGUGGCUCCUGAAGGUGCUGUGUUCUUGAGCCAGACUGCAAGGGAGGCCCUGAGGGCCCCUGCCCAAGGACAGACAGUGAGGGACCGCCGGGCCAGCCACUGCCCGUCAGGAGCCUGGCGGGCAGACACCUUUCUAAGGGCGGUGAAGCAGAGGCCUUUGGGUGUCCCAGCCGGUGCCCAGACUGGGAUGGAGGACAGGAGGGACUCAGCACCAGCCCUCAAGGUUGAGACCCCCCAAGCCCGUGACCCCUUGUUUCCAGGAGCUGCAGGAGCGAGUCACCUGGGUCCUGUAGAUUUCUGUAUGUAAGUGAAAUACAUUUGUAGAAGAGCCGGGGCCCCAUGCACAGUGGGCUUUGCCCACCCAGGACAGCACUGCCCGCAGCUGCCAGGCGCCCAGGGCACGUCUGCCUGGGGCCCACUUACUUGGGGUGCAGCCCAGAUCAUCCUGCAAGGACCAUGGCUCCUGAGAAAGGCAUGUGUGUGGCCACAUCCGGCGCUGCGCCCGGCGUGGCCGUCCUUCCCAGACCCUGAGCCGAGGCCCACACUCCCUCCUUUGGUACCUGGUCCGAGUCUGAGGAGCCCGAGGCAGGGCUUGGCGGUGGCCUCCUGUGCCCUCCUCACGGCAGUGCCGGCUCAGGCUGUCCCCGUGGGCAGAUGUGCGUGCGUCCUCCUGUCCAGCAGCGCAGGGGGCAGCCGCCUCGACACCACGUCCAAUAAACUUCUGGACUUUUUCCUCUC